AUGGGAACAGAGGAGUUUGUGAAGAUGGUGUUGGAGAAGUUGAAGGAAGCGUGGGUGGCCAUGGAGAAUCUCUGGGGCCAGUUGUUGGGAUGGAUGGACAAGGUGUUCCCACCGGAAACCAGGUCGGAGAAGAUCCGGCACUGGGUUCAUCUUGGUGUUCCCAUCCUGAUGGGCUUGGUUCUGGUCUACUUGUUCUAUCGUUGCUGCAAAUGCUGCUGCGGUUCCCGGCCCAGAAGAGGAGGUGGUUACAAUAAGAUGAUGAAAGCUCCGGGCAGAAACUGCAGGAUGCCUAGAAAUGUGUUCGAGUCAAAUCCCAAAGCUUAUUUCCGAAACCUCCGAGCUUAUCCCGGUGAUGAACUCUGCUAA
Molecule: messenger RNA, 366 nt
Organism: Oldenlandia corymbosa var. corymbosa
Lineage: Eukaryota; Viridiplantae; Streptophyta; Magnoliopsida; Gentianales; Rubiaceae
Source: the annotation of a GenBank genome assembly